This is a messenger RNA of Notechis scutatus (mainland tiger snake), 4839 nucleotides long. RefSeq names its product MSL complex subunit 1 (gene MSL1). Gene Ontology annotation, cellular component: MSL complex. Gene Ontology annotation, molecular function: chromatin binding. The record is from RefSeq and is a predicted model, not a curated record. NCBI's taxonomy places the organism in Eukaryota, Metazoa, Chordata, Lepidosauria, Squamata, Elapidae.
UGGCGCAUGCGUGGUGCCGGAAAGCGGCCCGGGCCAUGGUGGCCGUUUAAAGGUAACUGAUUCAACAGAACGGGAGCCCUGGAAUUUUGCACCGAAUUUCUCUCCUUCCCAACUCCGCCGUGUUGUCAGAAUAUGACAAAUUUUCGGCUUUAGAAAAGAAGGAAAAGGAGAAACGCCUGAAAAUUUUCGCGCCUCCCCUGGACGUUUCAGGUCGUGCAACUCCCACCCAACCCCCUCAAAAUAAGUAUUUGAGGAGGCGAGGUUUUUUUACUCCCUUGCGAAAGCAGCUUACCUAUAUUUAGCCCCCACCCCGCCCUCGCUAAGACUGAGAGGAGUUCUUUGCCCUGUUCCUUAACGCUUUGUCCACCCUAUUCAUUUUACUAAUAAAGAAUAAGUGGAAGGAACCUCCCUCCCCCCCCCUUAAUUUCCACAGCGCCCUUUCUGAAUACGGGACCACCUUAUAACCAGAAAGGCUCGGGGAAAAGCUGGUAAGCGAGUGAGAUAUACUAUACAAGGAACCCGUUGGCUUCCCAUUUCCAGUGUACAAGACACAACGUCGUGUGUUGUGUACGGCUGCUCCUGUAGUCUGUGGCACGCCGGUAACCUGUCCCACGUUCUCGUGGGAGGUUGCUUCCCAGUGAGGAGAAUCCGCUAGAAAGGGUGGAUUUGGGAGCUGGGUUGGUUAGCCCACACGCUUCCUCUCUGUUAUCAGUUUUGCUCGACGAGGAAAGACGUAAUCCCCUCUCCCGAUCUGUACCCUCCCCAAUACCCACUGGGCACCGCUGUGUCCGUUAGAAGGAAAGAAACCCAAAGCCACCCCCUUUCUCGUUCCUCCUUCCUGCGGGGGGGAGGAAAGCGUGAAGAAGCCAACGCACCCCUCCCCUCCAUCCCUUGCAGAAGAAACUCAGUCUGAUCUAAGCGGAUCAGCUGCGUUUGUUAGCAAGCGGCCCCUCCGUUCCGGAGAGCCAGCAGGGCCCCUGCUUCGCUUUUCCUUACAUCAGCAGGGCUGGCACUCCCGUAGUCUGGAAAAAGAAGAGUAAUAAGGAAAGCAAAGAGAUGGUUCUUGCACUAGCGGCAGGGAGUUGUGAAGGUUGGUGACUCGGGAGAAACGGCCGGGGGAAGGUGGUGUAGGAAGAAAGGGAGGCGAUGGGUCUUGGUGGGGCGGGUGGCGACGACGGCGGCGCCCCAGGAGGGGUCCAGGUGGGGAAUUUGGACCGGCAGAGGAGUGGAGAAGGGGGAGGCGGAGGAGUUGUAGCGGCAGAAUCUGGAGACUGAAGGUGCUGCAUCGCCAUGAGAUCGACCGUCUACAAAGCAACCGCGACAACGACAACGACGGGGCCGGGCUUGCUGGAGCCUGGCCCGAAGGAAGAGGAGGAGCCGCCGCCGCAUCUCCGCCAGCCUCCGCCUCCCCCGCAGAACCAAAUCCCCGUGCCGGCCCCCGUGGCGGCAGCGGGCCCCAAGGGCCGGGCAAUCGUUCCGGCGGCUGCGGCUCCCGGACAACAGCAACAGGAAGGCGGCGGCGGCGGCGGCUGUUGGGGCGGCCUAGUGCCCUCGCCGUGCCCGGCAGGCAGUACUCGGCAAGCGGGCGUGGGCGAUGCCGCCGGCAGCUCCCGCCCCUCCAAGUACCAGGCGGUGCUGCCCGGACACACCGCUGCUGCUGCUGCUGCUGCAGCCACCGUCGCCAAAGACGGCAAGCGCGGCGGCUCCCACGCCGGGCCUGGAGGACCUCCAGCGUCUCUUUCGCCACCGCCUCCGCCGCUACUGUCGUCGGCUUCCGCUACGGCCGAACCCGGGCAGCCUCCCCCACCCCCAGCAGUGGCAUCCGGGGGUUCUCCGGUUUCAUCGGAACCAAGCGGCAAGUGGAAAAGUGCUAGUAGUAGCAGCAGCACCGGGAGCGGCGGCGGGAACAGCCUUCGGAAGAGCCCCAUGGGGGCCGGCGGGGGCAACUCUAGCCAGGCGGCCUGCCUCAAGCAGAUCCUGCUGCUCCAGUUGGACCUUAUCGAGCAGCAGCAGCAACAGUUGCAGGCCAAGGAAAAAGAGAUCGAAGAACUCAAAGCCGAGAGGGACACACUUCUUGCUCGAAUUGAGCGUAUGGAAAGGAGGAUGCAGUUGGUGAAGAAGGACAAUGAGCGUGACAAACAUAAGAUAUUUCAAGAGUAUGAAACGGAAGAAAAAGUUGACCCUGAUAUACCAGAGAAGCUGCCUAUAGAAUGCCCGCCACCAGAACUCCUGGAGACUUCCCAGCCGCUGCCUUUGAAACAUUUCCCAUGUGGAAGAAAUGGGAAGGGUCACAAACGAAAAUCUGCGUUUGGAAGUGCUGAGAGGAAAACUCCAGUGAAGAAGCUAGUAGCUGAAUUCUCAAGAGUCAAAUGUAAAACUCCAAAGGCUUCUCCACUAAAGGAGGAACCCAGUAGUUCUUUAACUGAGUCAAUAAGCAGACGUGAACUGCGAAGUCAGGAGACUCCAGAGAAAACACGAUUAUUGGUGGACACACAGUUGAAGUCUUCGACUCCAUUGAAAGGACCUGGGUGCCAUUCAAAGGACAAAGGUUCCUGCAGUGAAAUAGAAGAUUUGCCGUACCUUUCCACCACUGAAAUGUAUUUGUGCCGAUGGCAUCAACCACCACCUUCUCCAUUGCGAGAACCUUCUCCCAAGAAAGAGGAGACCGUAGCAAUUCCAUCAUGGAGGGACCACACAGUAGAGCCCCUGAGAGAUACAAAUCCUUCUGAACUUCAGGAGAACUUAGAUGACAAUGUCUUUUCUAAACGACAUGCAAAGUUGGAAUUGGAUGAGAAAAGGAGGAAAAGGUGGGAUAUUCAGCGUAUCCGGGAGCAAAGAAUUUUGCAGCGACUGCAACUUAGAAUGUAUAAAAAGAAAGGAAUUCAGGAAUCUGAGCCUGAAGUUACCUCAUUUUUCCCAGAGUCAGACGAUGUUGAAAGUUUGCUGAUCACCCCAUAUUUGCCUGUUGUAGCGUUUGGCCGACCAUUACCAAAAUUAACCCCACAGAAUUUUGAACUACCGUGGCUGGAUGAACGAAGUCGUUGCCGGCUAGAGAUGCAAAAGAAACAGACUCCUCAUCGGACAUGCAGGAAAUAAACGCAUCAAACUAGGAGAAAUCUGUCUUCAUGGUUGGCUAUGUCAUUUGCUGCAAAUGGCAGAGAACAGGACAUGUUUUGUUAUGUCUUUUUCUUGUACCAUCCUCCAUGAUGUAUAUUCUUGUUCAUUAUAAAUAUUUUUAUGCUACAUUUCCCUCCCCCCCGGGGUUUAUUUUAACUUUUUUAAUUAUUUUUACCUUUGCUUGGUAGAAAAUAUUGGAGGUUUGUGUUGAGAGAAUAAGGUUAACAAUUUAUGGUAUGCCACCUCUGUUGAGCUGUAUUGGAUAACUGCAACCACUUUGUGGGAAGAGGUUAUCUAUCAUUGAGCAACACAAGACACUUCAUUUGACCUAUUGCUUCUAACUGCUAUUCUAUAAAGCAUCCACAUAUUGAUUCAUGUAUUUUAUCCUGCCCCAGUGUCUUUUUGAGGCUUUUUAAUGAGUUCCUUUCAUGGCUUCUGAUUCAAAACAAAAUUACUAAUCAGGUCUUGAAUUUGUAAUACUGAAUGCAGGCAGUUCUGGUAGUGAAGAGCUGCAUAUCUUCACAUCUUUGUCACAAUUCUAAUGUAUAAUUUGGCAAAAUCCAGAAAUAACCAUGCAAUGCUAGUUUGUCUCUAGAUGUUUUUCUGUUUUGUUUAAUAAAAUAUCUUGUCAAAACUGUGAAACGAUUGCUACUGUUUUUUUUUUUUUAAUGGACAGUUUGAUUUCCCAAUGGAAAUACUGAGAAGUAGUUUAAACUUCAAUUUGUGAUUGUUUUAAAGUUUGGCACUUUUUUAAGCUAAUCAUAAUCCUGUAACUUUUACAGUAAGUGAAAUCAAUACUUUCAUCUUCCCUGAGUGUAGGGAAUUCGUUUGUAAAAUCGCAUGUCCUUCUGCCUGAUCUACAUCAUUUUUGGAAGCUGCCUUUGUUUGUGUAUUGCCUGCUUAUGGGAAUACUGAAACUAACUUUUUAAAAAAAUGGCUAAAAUUUCUAGAUAAAUGGGGGCGGUUUCAGUUUCUUGAAUUGUAAAAAGCCCUACAUAUAAUUUUCUGCAUUACUUAUGGAGGACACUAAAAACAUUGUUUCAUUGUCUAUUUUAAUUUCAAGGUGUUUCAGGACAGUUGCAGUCACAUUUCUGGGCAGUUUCCCCUGGGAAUUUAAAGUACUAUUUUUUCCACCAAAGGUAGAACACUUAGUAUGAACAUUGUUAAAAGUUAUAUUCUAUGACCUGAAAUUAAAAUGACAAUAAUAGAUCCUCUUUUCUGCCAUGUAGUCUAUUGUAGUAGAAGUAGUGCAAAAUGAUUUUGCUUUAAAUGAGGCUGUAUUGCAUCUUUUGCUUUUUAGCAUGCCAGCAUGCAUCCAUAAGUGGUUAUUUUUUGUCCCCUGCCAAGUACAAGUGUGGAUGUUUCAAAGAAGCAGAUUUUUGGUAGAAGCUUCUUGAAGACAAUGUUGAUUUUAGAACUUGAUCUUGCUUUUUCUAAAGUAAUUAGAAAUUAUCACAUGAUCAAUUCUUCAAUCAAUAUUCCAUUUUCAGAAGACAAUGUUUUUGUUUAACCCACAAUAAGACAGUUAUCAGAAAUAAUUCAAUUUGUACUCUGAAUAAAACUUCAUAUUAUCUCUUCCCUUCCUUCAAUGAAUAGAAUGUUGACUUAGAAAGACUUACCAUCAAUUAUAACACAUGCAUCAUAAAAAGAUGACUAUGCAUGUGGAAGUAGGUAGGGUUUGUAGAAACAGUUUGCAGUGGAUGUUAGCUGGGAAUGGGCUGG